GGAUAAAGUUAUCAAUAGAAAAAGAGGAUCAUACCUAACAGUAAGUAACGUAAGUUACCACCGGAAGAAGACAUUCUUUCAGUCCAAGAAGAAACGAAUAUGGGUGUCAUGGGCUGCCACCAAUCUCCAAAUUGCACGCCAAACCACGCGCUUACGCAUCAAUCACAGAAUUUAUGAUUUAAUCCCAAAACUUAAAGAUUAGAGAUUUAUUGAGCAAAAUUAUUUACACUGUUAGCCCCAGCCCUCCACAGUGUCCCAAAACCCUUUCUUUCUUUGCCUUCUUCACCUUCCCCCAUUCAUUUAUAGCGCAAAACGCCUGCUUGUUUGUCUUCAACUUUGUUUAUUGUUUUUUUUUUAAAAUUUCUCCCCUUUUAUUGCGGCAUUGAUUGUUGUUAUAAAUUCUUCCAAGUGAGAUUCGGGAAAGCCAAAACAUUCUGCCUCUUUGUUUUCUUCGAGAAUUCCCAAGUUUUCAAUUUCCCGGGAUUGAACUGUUUUAGUUGAGUUUUGGGGGAAGUUGGUGUGGAGUUUGGAGGCCUGAGAUGGUUUUCAUUGAGAAAUGAUUCUCCUUUUUCUCUUUGAUUCUUGGAUAUUUUGGCGAUUCAUGAGGUGGGCUCUGUGAGAAGAUUGAUUCCUUUGAGAGGCCUGUCAAAAUUUUGUGUGUUUCGGAGUUGGAAAUUGGCCCCUUGGUGCGUAGAUUAUCACAUCGUGGGUUGAUGGGCAUAUGGGUUUUGGAUUUGAGAUGAUUUCUUAAUCAUUCUUUAGUCCUGAGAUUUCUCUGCUUAGUGGGGAAUUUUAGGUUCGUGUACAGAGGCAGAGACUGUUAUAUUGGCAUUGUUACUGCCUGCUGUUUUCUGCUAUUGAGUUGUCUAUAACUAGCCCAGGGAGUGCCCUGAUUAAUUACUGAAUUGAAUUGAACCUUAGGAGUGGAAUUUGAGGAAGAAAUUUGUGAUUAUUCGCCAAAUUUGGCAGCAUGUCUGGUGGAACCCCUGUUGCGGGUGGUGGAUACAUGAGGCAAAGGCAUAGUCAAGGCUAUGCGUCAAGUAGUGAUGAUCUCGAGGAUGAUGCAUGUUCAAGAGCAGUUUUUUCCACCUCUACAUCUCCUAAACCUCGGACUUGGGUUGAAGUCGUGGAGAAUUUUCUUUGGAUUGCAUCUGCAGUUUUUAUAAUCUAUUAUGGUGACAGGCACUCCAAUUUUAUAUUCCUCUUGUGGCAUGACGAACGCAUUAGAAGGAUUCCGUUGUACAUGGGAAUGUUAGGUGUUGGUUUGAAUAUUCUCUUUUUCUUGUAUAUGAGUAUGUUAGCUUGGGGUGUCCGGAAAAACAAUGAAAAUUGGGAAAUUUCAAGUAUUGCUGCUUUGCCAGUUCUGACUGUCCUUGGGCUCACCUCUUUCUGCUUGUAAGAGAAUUUUGUACUUUGUUAUUUUGUCAUCCCUCUGUUACUUUCACUUGAAAUGCACAAACUCACUGUGAAUAUUUGUAUUCUUUGCAAAUCAGGUUCACUUUUGCAUUGUGGCCAAUCUGGAGUUUUUUGACUCUGCCGCUUGUGGUAGGUGCUUGUUUCUCAUCUUGGUUUUAAAGUUCAAAUUUGUCUUUUCUGACCAUAGGUUCUUUUUCAAUUUAAUGUAUGUAAAGGCUUGAAACGUGAAUUGUUACCAAUGUAUGCAUGUUUUGGGAUGAAGGGGGAAGAUUGAUUGUAAGAGUUGUGAAAAUUGCCUGAAAAUAUUUGAUCCCUCAGAAAGAAAUUCAGAUGGGAAUGAAAUCCGAGGAAAUGGUUUCUCAACUCCAACUAGUAUGCCUCUUGAUAUGCCUGUACUUUUGUAUUUGUUGUGCAGUUCACUCUCUUUAUGUCGGGAAUGGUGAUCUUGCCAUAUUUGGUUAUUGGAACAUUCAAGCCGCAACCUGAUGUGCUUCGUACAGAUUAAAUAUUUUUGGAUUCAGUUGGACAAAUUGCUGACUUUAUUGGGGAGGCACUGACAGAACCCUGGGGAUGACUGAUGAUGAUGGCAUUGAUUAGAAGAGAGAUUUGUUAUUAGCAUUCUCACUCUCCAUUCAUCCAAAGCAGAUGAUCGUGGAAGUAGUUAACUUAGUCAUUUCGGUCAAUUACAUGGAUGGAUAUUAGUGAUCGGACAUCAGUUAGUAGUUAUCUCUUGAUGGGCUGCCAGGCUGCCAGUGAUAGGGCCACAGAAACACAGAAAUGUAUUGAUUGAAUCAUGAUUUUUGGUACAGUUUGCUGUCUUCAAUUCUUUUUUCUGUAGUUAGGUCCGGUGCUUUCCAUCUAGUGAAGAUUCGAGUCGAGCUCUUUUUCAUUCUGAUGAGCUAAUUCAUAGAUUAAGUUUGACAUAGGUGAAAAUUGAAAUGUGGAGAGACAGAGGGAAUUUAGUCGAAAAUUGAUUCUUGUCUUUGAAAUGAUGUUUAUAGUUUAUACUUUUGUCCAAACUAGAGAAAUGUACCGGUCAUGUUUGGGUCCAUUUUUUUUUUUUCCCAAAAAUUCUUAGAUGAUUAGGUGAUUGUACUUUCAGGUCCCUUAAAUUUGUUUUCAUUUGAGCUUGGUUCUUACAUUAAUACAUUUUGCAAUUGUCAUGGUCCAUCAAUCAAUUGAAGGCUCUCUUCAGUUGCCCCUCUUUCUAAUCUCAAAAAAACUUCAAACAACGU
Molecule: messenger RNA, 2651 nt
Organism: Oldenlandia corymbosa var. corymbosa
Lineage: Eukaryota; Viridiplantae; Streptophyta; Magnoliopsida; Gentianales; Rubiaceae
Source: the annotation of a GenBank genome assembly